UUUUUUUCUUGAAGUGUAGACGAGCAAAGAAGAAAGAGACGGAAAUUAAAGAAACACUCGGAGACUCUUUAAAAGAGUAGGCAACGUAGAUCUCACAUGGUACAUCGAUCUUGUCUGAUCUUCUCUCAUCUGUUCUUCACAUGGCGGGGAACCCUUAUUUCCAAGAUUCUUUCCACAUAUACCACGAUUUUAAUUUUGGUGGGAGCAGUAGCAACAGCAACAGCAAGAACAAGAUCUCUCCUCCUCCUCCUCAGGCCAUUAAUAUAGUCGAAGAAGAAGAAGAAGAGAACGUUAUCAAAGAACAAGACAUGCUUCUUCCCAUAGCCAACGUGGGAAGGAUCAUGAAGAACAUUCUUCCGCCCAACGCAAAGAUCUCGAAAGAGGCGAAAGAGACGAUGCAAGAAUGCGUAUCGGAGUUCAUAAGCUUCGUCACGGGAGAGGCUUCCGACAAGUGCCACAAGGAGAAGAGGAAGACGGUGAACGGCGACGAUAUUUGUUGGGCCUUGGGGAAUCUAGGGUUUGAUAACUAUGCAGACCAGUUGAAGAAGUACUUGAACCGAUUUCGAAUGAUUGAAGGAGAGAGAGCUCACAGCGCCAAAGGAGCAACUCAUCACCCCACUAACCGAUGAGUGACUCUUCUUCUAUGUUGGUUCUUGACUUUUCAUUCUGUGUUCCAGUAGCUGCCUUCUUAUAUCAUAUAUAUAUAUAUAUAUGUAUGAUAUCAAUUAAUAAUCGGUUGAUGAUUUUGUUGGCUUGUGGUUUGAUAUAUAUCUUUGUUGUUGUGGUGGUGUGUACACAUAUCAGGCGUUGUUUUCAAGAAUUAGGGUUUUGCUCUGACUAAUUUCAGACAAUUCAUGU
This is a messenger RNA of Tarenaya hassleriana, 858 nucleotides long. Its product is annotated as nuclear transcription factor Y subunit B-5. Gene Ontology annotation, biological process: regulation of transcription by RNA polymerase II. The transcript has a single exon. Gene Ontology annotation, cellular component: nucleus; CCAAT-binding factor complex. NCBI's taxonomy places the organism in Eukaryota, Viridiplantae, Streptophyta, Magnoliopsida, Brassicales, Cleomaceae. Gene Ontology annotation, molecular function: DNA-binding transcription activator activity, RNA polymerase II-specific; RNA polymerase II cis-regulatory region sequence-specific DNA binding; protein heterodimerization activity. Bases 141 to 629 code for a protein of 162 amino acids. The record is from RefSeq and is a predicted model, not a curated record.